AUGUCGUUCCUGUUUGGAAGAGCCCGCACACGCACAGUUGCCGAUCUCCCCAAGCAGGCCCGCGAGCAUGUCUUGAAGCUCGAGGGGCCACAGGGCCCUUCCAAGGCCGAAGAGCUUGCCCGAGUCUUGAGCCAGAUGAAGACUAUCCUGCAGGGAACUCCCGACAUCUUGCAAGAGGCCGAUACCUCUCCAGAACAGAUCUUACAGCUUGUGACUGGUCUCAUCGACGAAGAUCUCCUCCAUCUCCUCGCCGUCAACCUCUUCCGUCUUCCAUUCGAGUCGCGUAAAGAUACCCAAGUCAUAUUCUCCUACGUCUUCCGCUUCCGCCCCGCCACCGCCGCCCCCAAAAGCGACCCUCUCGCACUAUCAUACGUUGUCUGCAAUCGACCCCAGGUCCUAGUUGAGCUAUGUCGAGGAUAUGAUCACAAGGAGAGCGCUACGCCGGCAGGUUCAGUUCUACGAGAGCUACUCAAGAACGAGGCCGCCGCCGCAAUCAUUCUAUACGACGACGGAGAUGAGCCAGGUUCGAGUUCCAAGGGUCUAAAUGCCAUUGACCGUGACCGACCCCAAAGUGGGAGAGGCGUGUUCUGGAGAUUCUUCGAUUGGGUUGAUAAGAGCUCCUUCGAGGUGGCAGCAGAUGCUUUCACCACUUUUCGAGAACUCCUGACACGCCACAAGGAUCUUGUACCAAGAUACUUGAACGCAAACUUUGAACUCUUCUUCGACAAGUACAACAACAUCUUGGUGCAAUCCAACAGUUACGUGACCAAGCGUCAGUCCAUAAAGCUUCUCGGUGAGAUCUUGCUUGAUCGCUCCAACUAUAACGUCAUGACUGCCUAUGUUGAUCGCGGGGAGCAUCUCAAGAUAUGCAUGAACCUGCUACGCGAUGAUAGGAAAAUGGUUCAGUACGAGGGCUUCCACGUAUUCAAGGUCUUUGUUGCAAACCCGCACAAAUCAAUUGCCGUCCAAAAGAUUCUCCUCAUGAAUCGCGAUAAGCUUCUCACUUUCCUCUCCCACUUCCUUGAGGAUCGGACAGAUGACGAACAGUUCAUCGAUGAGAGAGAAUUUUUGAUCAAGCAAAUCCGCGGCAUGCCCUCAGUUCCCGUUGCUCCUCAGCGGUAA
This is a messenger RNA of Fusarium oxysporum Fo47, 1122 nucleotides long. RefSeq names its product Mo25-like protein. NCBI's taxonomy places the organism in Eukaryota, Fungi, Ascomycota, Sordariomycetes, Hypocreales, Nectriaceae. Gene Ontology annotation, molecular function: protein serine/threonine kinase activator activity. The transcript is spliced from 4 exons. Bases 1 to 1122 code for a protein of 373 amino acids. Gene Ontology annotation, biological process: intracellular signal transduction. The record is from RefSeq and is a predicted model, not a curated record.